AAGACAUCGUGUCCAAAAGAUCCAGACAACAGAAAAAAAAAGAGCCCUAAGCUACCACUCAGCCACUGACUACCUGACAGGAAAAGACAUCAGUGAAAUCUCACCAUGUCAGAUCCUGGACCAAAUACCACCAUAACUCCACGGUAUGACUAUGCAGCCUACUACGACGAAAAUUAUUCAUACUACUCCCCUUGCAACGACAUCGAUGGGAGGGAGUUUGGCAGAGUAUUUCUGCCAACUCUCUAUAGUUUGGUUUUCGGCCUCGGCUUUUUAGGUAAUGGACUUGUGGUGUGUGUCCUGGUGAAACACCGCAACCAGACCAACUUGACAGACAUCUGCCUUUUCAACCUGGCUCUCUCCGACCUCCUCUUUGUGCUCACACUGCCUUUCUACGCUCACUACUCUGUGGUCAGUGGAUGGACCUUCGGAGAUUUCAUGUGCCGUUUCAUCUCUACCUGCAACUGCGUCGGGUUCUUCAGCAGCAUCUUUUUCAUGGUUGUCAUGACGCUGGACCGCUACAUGGUCAUCAUGCACACUCAAAAGGUGGCACGAUAUCGCAGUCUGAGAGCAGGCAUCGUUCUGAGCAUGAUUGUCUGGCUGCUGAGCCUUUGUGUCUCCGUACCAGAUUUAAUCUUCACAAAGGUUACAAAUGGCCUUUACGGGCAGAGUUGUAACCAGGCCCUGGAUAGCAGUGCCUUGAGACUUUACAACAUCUUGUCAACAAAUAUAUUGGGUCUCGUGAUUCCUUUGUUGGUGAUGGUAGUUUGCUACUCUAGGAUCAUCCCUAUACUGGUGACCAUGAGGAGUGCAAAGAGGCACCGUGUUGUCAAGCUGAUCAUCUCUAUAGUGGCUGCCUUUUUCUUGUUCUGGGCCCCAUACAACAUUUCCAUUUUCCUGAGGUUUCUGCAGGUUCAGGGUAAAUUGUCGGGCGAAUGCAAUUUCGAUGCAAAAUUAAAGCUGACAAUAACAGUGACUGAGACCUUUGCUUACACUCACUGCUGCCUGAACCCCAUCAUAUACGCAUUUGUUGGACAGAAGUUUAUGAAAAAAGCCUUGCAGAUGCUGAGUAAGUGGAUGCCUUGGAUUCACCUUUCCUCCACCAGAAGUUUUUCAGAUAGCUCAUUCAAGAAAAGCUCAGUCAUGUCCAGGUCCUCUGAUGUCACUCCCACUAUUAUGUAGGAGGUGGAGUCCAGAUGUAAUAUGUUUUAUGGACAUUACCUGCUGUGUUUUGAUAUGUUUUCAUCAAUAUCUUCUAUACUAUCUCAGGUAUUCUUUAAUUGCUAUGCAAUGCCCCUCCUUUUCCUGCUGAUACUGGAGGAAACUUAGCUGUACUUCAAAUUGGACGUCUUGACAGAUUAUGGAUGUCUUGUUUGUAACGGAAUGUAACCACAAAGUUUGUUUGUCUAUGCCUGAUGUGUCUGGAAUAUUUCCGUUUUUUUCCCCUUUCACACAUUUGCUAAUAAGUCUGCAGAUUGGUGAAAAAACAUUCAUACUAUGU
Messenger RNA from Xiphias gladius (swordfish), 1498 nucleotides. Its product is annotated as C-C chemokine receptor type 1-like. Gene Ontology annotation, molecular function: chemokine receptor activity. The transcript has 3 exons. The record is from RefSeq and is a predicted model, not a curated record. Gene Ontology annotation, cellular component: membrane. The coding region runs from base 106 to 1179 and encodes 357 amino acids. Gene Ontology annotation, biological process: chemotaxis; immune response; G protein-coupled receptor signaling pathway. NCBI's taxonomy places the organism in Eukaryota, Metazoa, Chordata, Actinopteri, Istiophoriformes, Xiphiidae.